Salvia splendens (bonfire salvia) is the source of this 1615-nucleotide messenger RNA. Its product is annotated as cytochrome P450 87A3-like. Bases 9 to 1421 code for a protein of 470 amino acids. The record is from RefSeq and is a predicted model, not a curated record. Lineage: Eukaryota; Viridiplantae; Streptophyta; Magnoliopsida; Lamiales; Lamiaceae. The transcript is spliced from 9 exons. Gene Ontology annotation, molecular function: heme binding; iron ion binding; monooxygenase activity. Gene Ontology annotation, biological process: multicellular organism development; sterol metabolic process; brassinosteroid homeostasis.
GAUAAAAAAUGGUACUCCUUCCUAUAUUCAUAUCCUUGGUGGUGAUCCUCAUUGCAAAGUGGGUUCACAAAUGGUGCCAUCCCAAAAGCAACGGCACUCUCCCACCGGGCUCAAUGGGGUGGCCGCUUCUCGGGGAGACUCUCCACUUCUUCGCUUCAACCACCUCCCUCGACAUCCCUCCUUUCAUCCGUCAAAGGAUGGAAAAGUAUGGAGCUAUAUUCAAGACGAGUUUGGUUGGGGAGGGUGUGAUCGUGUCGACCGACGCUGAUCUCAACUACUUCAUCUUUCAAAAAGAGGGAGUUUUGUUCGAGAGCUGGUAUCCCUACACAUUCACCCAAAUCUUCGGAACAAAUAGCCUACUCAAUCUGCAUGGCUCCGUAUUCAAGUACCUCAAGAACAUGGUGCUUAAUUUAGUCGGUCCCGAAAGCCUCAUGACCAUGCUUCCGGAAGUCGAGGCCACCUCCAAUCGCUACUUGACCAUGUGGUCCACCCAAGACACUGUUGAUCUCAAGGAAACUACAGCUCAAAUGAUAUUUGAUCUGACUGGGAAAAAGCUCAUCAGUUAUGACUCACAAAAAUCGAGUGAAGACUUGAGGGGAUACUUUGAAGCUUUCAUAAAGGGAUUGAUCUCCUUUCCCCUCAACUUUCCUGGAACAUCUUUCCACCGAUGCUUACAAGGAAGAAAGAAGGCGAUGAAGAUGCUGAAGGAUAUGCUUGAAGAAAGACGACAAAGGCCGCGACAAACACAGAGUGAUUUCUUCGAUUAUGUGUUAAAAGAGGUCGAGCGAAAAGAUACGAUGCUUACAGAGGAUAUUGCUUUGGAUUUGAUGUUCGUGAUGCUCUUCGCUAGCUAUGAAACUACCUCGGUGGCGCUCACUUUAGCUAUCAAAUAUCUAUCCGACCAUCCCUCUUUUCUACAACAAUUAACGGAAGAACACGAGGCAAUCAUAAAAAGGAGAGAGAAUCCAGAUUCGGGACUAACAUGGAGUGAAUACAAAUCGAUGAAAUUCACAUUUCAGAUCAUUAAUGAAACUAUGAGGCUGGCUAAUAUUGCUCCUGUGAUUUUCAGAAAAGCAUUGAAAGACAUUAAAUUUAAAGAGUAUAUAAUACCGGCAGGUUGGGCUGUUAUGGUAUGCCCUCCAAGCGUUCACUUAGACCCAAACACAUACAAACAUCCACUCGAAUUCAAGCCAUCGCGAUGGGAGGGAGUAGACACACACAUGGCAUCGAGGAAAUUCAUGGUGUUCGGAGGCGGGUUGAGAGUGUGCGUGGGAGCGGAUUUCGCGAAGCUACAGAUGGCCGUGUUUCUUCAUUGCUUGGUCACAAAAUACAAGUGGAAAGCAGUCAAAGGAGGGGAGAUUGUUCGAAGUCCUGGUUUGCAGUUUCCAAAUGGAUAUCACAUCAACGUUUCUCAAAUUUAGAUCACAAACAGAGGGACUCAAUUCUAUGGAGGGUGGUAUUAUAAUACUAAUCGAAUAAGUAAACUAUUAGUGUGUGGUAAAUGGGUGCUCUCAUUAAUUCCAUCAGUUUAUUCAGUACUAUCAAAAAAAAAGAGUACUUGGGUGUUCCGAGUAUUGAAUAUGGCUUUCUGUAUUCGUAUUUGUAUUUGUAUUGA